Exophiala spinifera is the source of this 2580-nucleotide messenger RNA. RefSeq lists its product as uncharacterized. Gene Ontology annotation, molecular function: zinc ion binding. Lineage: Eukaryota; Fungi; Ascomycota; Eurotiomycetes; Chaetothyriales; Herpotrichiellaceae. The record is from RefSeq and is a predicted model, not a curated record. The coding region runs from base 1 to 2580 and encodes 859 amino acids. Gene Ontology annotation, cellular component: cytoplasm. The transcript has 2 exons.
AUGCCGGUACGCAUGAGGAUGAGAUGGACCGCGUACGCUGGAGCAUCAGCUGCGCUGGCCGCCGGUGUUAUUCUCAAGGCACUCGCACAGCGACCCAACUUCUAUUCCGCCGCCGUCUAUCUCUCCCAGUCUUCCGCUAAUCUGAUGAUCCUGACGAACCUCCUCUUCGUGGUUGCUUGUACCUCCUUGCUUGGACUCCAGAAGCUUCUCUACGGGAAUCUACGACCUAUUGAGGUGGAACAAUUAUACGAGAGAGCAUGGUUCGCAGUGACGGAAACAUGCUUGGCCAUGACCGUCUUCAGAGGCGAGAUCGGCCUGUCCUUUCUGGCCAUGUUCUUUGCACUUCUUACUGGGAAGAUUUGGGGCUGGAUAGGUGAAGGGCGUGUGGAAGUGCUGGAGCAACAACCGCCCCGAAACCCACGACUUUUCCACACCCGACUUGCUCUGAGUUUGGGGCUGGGCGUCGCUUUCGAUCUGACCAUGCUGGAAUAUAUCGUAAAACAGGUCAUGAGGAUGGCGCGCCCGGAUAUGAUGGUCAUGUUCGGCUUCGAGUUCGCCGUCUUGUCGAUCACGAGUAUAAGCACCGCAGUCCGCUACGCCAUCAACCUCCUCGAGAUCGGCAUUGUGAGAGAACAAAAGCGACAGCGCAUCGAACAGAUCAAGAAGGACAGACUCCAGUCCGCGGUGUCGGAGUUUCAAGCGUCCCAAACACCACAGCCCGCAUCGACAGACCCUGAUGCGACGUCGCCUACCCCUACCCAGCGUACACUUGAGCAAGUGACGCAGGAAGCACUCAGCCAGCCUGUCGAUGAGAAUGAAAUUGAGGUGGAAGGGUGGGAAGACAAAGGUCGAUACAUGUUCUAUCUCAACCUCGCCACCGACUUUUUCAAGCUUGUCAUCUACCUGGCGUUCUUCUUUAUUCUUCUUGUAUUCUAUGGCCUGCCGAUACACAUUCUCAGAGAUGUUUUCUUGACGAUGCGAUCAUUUUUGAAAAGAAUCUCGGACUUUAUGAAAUACCGGACAGCCACGAGGGAUAUGAAUGCUCGGUACCCAGAUGCCACCGCGGACGAAAUUGGUCGAGAAGAUGUCUGCAUAAUAUGCAGAGAAGAAAUGCAUCCGUACCAACCCCAGGCUGCGCAGGAGGGUCAACGGCCAAACCCCGUGGCUGAAAGGAUGCGACCCAAAAAGUUGCCCUGUGGCCAUAUUUUGCACUUUUCUUGCUUGAGAAGUUGGCUUGAGAGGCAGCAGAUAUGUCCCACAUGCAGAUCCAACGUGGUGGCACCGAACCAAGGCGGCGGUACAGGUACGGGACAAGGCGGAGCUGCACAACCUAAUGGUGGUCAAGCUCAGCCUCAUGACCGAGCAGGCCCGCGUGUCUACCAGUUUGGUCCGCUGAGAAUCGGAGUCGGUGUUAUGCGAGGCAUCCCUGCCAUGCAAGACAUUCAGCAGCACCUUGCAGAUGCAGCAGCCGUCCCUCAACCUCCAGAAAACGGCGAUAGGAACGCCAAUGCAGACCCAAAUGCUCAACGUCAACCUGGGAUUGGACUCAGGUGGGGAAGCGGCCGUCGAAGGCGUCAAGGAGGCACUUCCAGAACCACUGACGCUCGCAUUGAUGAAUUGGCACAGCAGAUACAGCGCGAAGCAAUACAAGUGGCUCGAAACACUGCAGAACUGAACGUUCUUCAGUCGAUGCAGGCGGAGUUGGCAAGGCUACGGGCUUUAAGGGGGCCAGUGGCAACUGAUCGCAACAAUGUCACCCAGGCUGCGAACACCAGCAACCGUGCAAGUUCCGGGGUUCCUGACUUGCACCGUGCAGUUAGGCUUGACCCCGGUAGCGAAGACGAGAUCCUUACUGCCGGAAGCGACCGAUUACCUCCUGGUCUUGUCCUGCCAGAAGGUUGGUCUAUGAUGCCAUUACGUCCAAUACUGGAUAUAGCCGUUGAUGGACAAGGGCCCCUUCCGGGUGUAUUUGGGGCGCAACCAAACCCUUUCAGUGCUGCAAACUCGCCUCAGGCACCAAUGCUUGGGGGCCCAAACCCUUCAUCGAAUCAAAAUAUAUCAAAUCAAACCACUCCAGCAUCUGACCAAGCAGGUAUCCCGCAGACGAAUAGAACUCAAGCACCGGCGACAGAUCGACCUAUGCUCGGCGAUCAAGUCAGUGGCCGUGCAGAGGAACCUGCUCAGGAAAAUCCGGUAUCAUCCCCUACACAGGCGGGCGACAUUCCCUUCGACAACGCUUCAGGCUUGAAUCUGCCAACAUGGGGAAGCUUUGCACCUUCUCAACAGCAAACACAAGUGAAUGGACAAAACCGGAACACGAAUGGAUCAAGAGCUGAAACAAGUGGUAGUGCGGAGUCAACCUCGACCAACGGUAAUCCGCACAGUUCGGUGUUCCCGGCGCAACCGUUACCUUCCUGGGGGUUUGACACCGGAGUCAAUGAACACGAAGGACAAGUCAAUGGCGUACGAGCCGAGAAUGAAGACAUCGCUGAAGCAUCGGCGUCAUCAUCCUCAUCGGCUCCAGCAAGUCAGAGAAGAAAACAUGCGACGGUUGAGGAUUCAGUUCAGGAUUCGGAAUGA